UUGCCUCGCCUCAAGCUCGUCUCAUUGCUCAGGCUGCUCGUCUUCCUGCCUGGCGCCACCUGUCGCUCCUUGUGCUAGCCAACCGGAUCGCCAGACGGCAGAUCCGCGCUGGUGCUGUCUCGAGACUCGACUGUUCAGGUUCGGUUUGAGACUUUGUCCACUUCCACUUGGUGUUUCUUCAAUGUUAGCGCUGACCGUGGCUCUCGUCGUUGUCUCCUUGCCUGGCGGGCGGGAUGAGAUAAGACAUGCGUUCAAACGCCGCGAGACCAACCAGGACACACCCAUCACCCACAACGGUCGUAUUGUGACUAUUGUCGGGGUCUCGGGAAUCGUUGGAACUGGAGACGCAACUACCUUACUCGAUAUGCAUGGCUCAAACAACGCGAGAACCAACAGGAACGACUCUAGCAUCGUUGCAUCGCUACCUUGCAGGAAAGUACCGUACCGCUUCGGUGACCACCACCACGACGCACAAAUGCUCCAGGCCGAUACUUCUCCGGCCUUUUCAACCAUGGCCUAUUCUCGUGUCACACUCUCAUCCCAAUCCAGACGUCUUUGCCAUGUGUGCACGUCUCAGGCAACCACUCGUCCAAACGAAGUUUCUCCUCACUUCCUCCUGCUAUGCGCCUAUCCAAGGGCACGAACCAUCUAUCAAGAGAAACGACUUGACUGCCCAGACUUUACAUGUGGUUCUGUUGAUGCCCCAAGCCUUCACAAGUCACUUAAUAGCCCCUGUCCGGUGUCAAUGAAACCUCUUGACAUCACCAACUCUGGUCUCGAAUCGCGCACACACCCCACUCGAAAUCUCUCUGAGGCAGAAGGGGCCAAGAAGUGAAGCUCAAAAGACCAAGGCAGAGAGAGCUGUUCACUGUGCCUGGCAGCAACAGCAACCAUCGACGGCGCAACCCACUCCACUAACGCCUCCGAGACACAUGUCUCGCUGGCCAGCCCCCCAUGCAAGUGUCAU
This is a messenger RNA of Colletotrichum phormii, 967 nucleotides long. RefSeq lists its product as uncharacterized. The transcript has a single exon. The record is from RefSeq and is a predicted model, not a curated record. The coding region runs from base 182 to 835 and encodes 217 amino acids. Lineage: Eukaryota; Fungi; Ascomycota; Sordariomycetes; Glomerellales; Glomerellaceae.